Messenger RNA from Papaver somniferum (opium poppy), 1248 nucleotides. RefSeq lists its product as uncharacterized. NCBI's taxonomy places the organism in Eukaryota, Viridiplantae, Streptophyta, Magnoliopsida, Ranunculales, Papaveraceae. The transcript is spliced from 2 exons. Bases 1 to 1248 code for a protein of 415 amino acids. The record is from RefSeq and is a predicted model, not a curated record.
AUGUCAUAUGAUGUGAUCAAGAAAUGGAUGAAGUGUCCUCGUAAGUCUUUAGAAUAUAGACAAGGUGUGAAGUCAUUCAUAGAUUUUGCCAAGAAUAAUGGUGGUGGGAGUCAUUUAUUUUCAUGCCCUUGUCGUCGUUGUAUGAAUGGUAAAGGCUUAGUUGUACUGAGUGAGAUCUCAUUGCAUUUGCUCAAACAUGAUAAUGAUGAUGUUACAACAGGUUUGAAUGAGAAUAUUACCACAGAUGUGGAUGAGAAUGUUAAGGAAGGAAUGGAUGAGAAUGUUACAGCAGGUGUUGAUGAGAAUGUUACAGCAGGGUUGGAUGAGAAUGUUGGAACCAACAGGUGUGGUCAGAAAAAAAGAUUAGCGGCUGAGAAGGCAAGAGAACCAUUAUAUCCUUCAUGUAUGAAUGGAAAGUCAGUAAUGUACGCUGCGAUAAUGAUGAACAACAUAAAGACUCAGUAUGGAAUUUCAGACAAUGGUGUUACCACAAUAUUAGAAUUGAUGAAAGAGUUGCUUCCCGAAGGUAACACCCUGCCAUGUAAGUAUCCAGAUAUCAAGAAUAUUAUUAAAGAGCUAGGGAUGGAUUAUGUGACUUAUGAUGCUUGUGUAAAUGACUGUAUACUUUAUUGGAAGGAUAAUAUUUCAUUGGUGAAGUGUCAUGUAUGUCAAGAACCUAGGUACGUAAGAGUUUUUAAUGAUGAGAGAAAACUUACACAAGUUGCGCAAAAGACGUUAAGGCAUUUUCCGAUAAUUGUAAGGCUGAAAAGACUUUAUAGUAUACCAUGGAUAGCAGAGGCAAUGCUUUGGAACUCUAGAGCACAGAGAGAUGUUAAUGUCAUGCGUCAUCCGAUGGAUUCUACAGCUUGGCGGUGUGCGGAUAAUUUAUGUCCUGAAUUUUCUAAGGAAGCACGGAAUGUUACUCUUGGGAUAGCAACUGACGGCUUCAAUCCAAAUGGAUGCUUUGCUAUGAAUGACAGCUGUUGGCCGGUGAUACUGUGUCCGUACAACCUUCCUCCUUCGGUGUGUAUGAAGCACGAAUUCUCCAUGUUAUGUUUGUUGAUAUCAGGUCCGAGAGCACCAGGUAAAGAUAUUGAUGUUUACUUACAGCCAUUGAUAGAGGAGUUGAAAGAGUUAUCGAAUGAUGGUGUUAUGGCAUUCGACAGCUUCACGGACUCUGAAUUUCUGUUGAAGGCAAGGUUGUUAUGGGCUAUUCAUGAUUUUCCGGCAUUGGGUACUCUAGAUUGA